UUCCCAUUGGCUCACAUUUCAAACAAGCUUGUACUUAAUCCUCAGAGCUCAGAGUGAGCAGGGGUGAGUUCAAGAGACACAGGAACAGUGCACUCUGCUGAGAAACACACUAGCGACCACCUGGCUUCCAGUGAGAACAGACAGCCAUAAUGGAGCGCAAACCUCAGAAGAGUUCAGGCAAACAAUUUACAUUCUAUUAUGAAAAUGAAGUCUGCAAACAAGAUUACUUUAUUAAAUCACCACCUCCUCAGCUUUUCUUCUCUGCGACCUCUUGGAAAAAGCGGUUUUUCAUUCUGUCAAAGAGUGGGGAAAAGGACUUUAGUCUUUCGUAUUACAAAGACCAUCAUCAUCGAGGUUCUAUUGAAAUUGACCGAAAUUCCAGUGUAGAAGUUGGCAUCAGGAGCCAUGAAAAAAUGCAGUCUGUACAGAAGAUGUUUAAAUGUCACCCUGAUGAAGUGAUGUCCAUCAAGACCACUAACAGGGAAUACUUCCUCAUUGGGUAUGACAGGGAGAAGAUUAAAGACUGGGUCUCCUUCUUGUCAUCACUCUGCCGGCAUAUGAAAGCAGCGCACCAGAAUACAGAGCAGGAGAAACUCUCAUCAGGUGAUAAAAGGCCCUCUUCAGACCCUCUCCUUGGACUUUUCUGCAAGUCAGAGGCUGUCAGCACCACCAUGCCAAGAAACAGUCUUCCAGACAUGCGUUUAGAACAUCCUCCAGGACUCAGAGGAGCUCGCCUAUCGCAUGACUUCUCAUCAGAAAUCUCUCAAGAUUCAGAAGAAGAGAGCCAUUAUAUUAGUCCUCGGAGUAUUCUUUUAGAGUUGGAUAAUAUUAUUGCCGCCAGUGAUUCUGGGGAACUCACUGUCCCCAUUGGACUUUGUAGUCCAGACCAGGUCUCCAAGACAGCUGAGCAUCGUUACAUGUCAAUGAAAUCCUGUCUUCUCAAAGAACUGUCCCUUGAGUCUGUUGAUGGCAAAGAGGAAUUUCAGCCCCUGGCAGAGAUCCAGAAUGGGGAGCUUCAUCAGCAAGAACAAGCCUUGGAAACUCACUUUUAUCUUCCACCUGCCAAUUCCGAAGCACAGACCACGAUUGACACAAAGCAGUCAGCCUCACUAACUGUUGUGCAACUGUCUAUAUUAAUCAAUAAUAUCCUGGAUGAAAGCCAAGUGCAGAAACUGAACGUGUUUCUUUCUCCUCCUGACAUCAAAAAUUAUCUUGUUCUCAAAGAAGCUGCAGGACGGAUAUGUGUGGCCAGGUGGGAUGCGCCCCCGCAUCUGGGAUGCUUAUUUUUUCAUGGAGAUCACCUUUUGGCUGUGAAUGACCUGACGCCCCAAAGCCUAGAGGAGGUCUCCUUGUUUCUCAGCCGGUCCAUCCAGGGAGAGAAAGUAAAACUCACCAUCGGUCGUAUCCCAAAUUCAGAGAAAUUUCACACAACAGCCUGUACAUGCUCCUUACAAGACCAAGGUGUUAAACCUUCUCAACUGGUUACUUCCUCACUGGAGAGGACACUGAAAAGGACUCCAGCCAUUAAAAAGGGUCAGCAGGAAAGAUCUGGAGAGUAACGUGCUGGGGCCCACCUCCACCAAGCCAGGACAGGCUUUGGACUCUGUGCUCGUCUCUGCCCCUCACCACUGUGUGACACCAGGCAGUCAGCACACCUCUCUGAAUUUUUCCAUCUGCAUCUUAACAAUGGAAAUAACCCUCCUCUCUCUGGCUUUUGCAUCAGGGAUGCUGAGAGGUCCAAAUGGAAUAAUGUCUAUGGAACCCAGUGAACAUGUAAGGCCUUAUUAUCUCAGACUUUGUCCCAAACACCACAGACAGAGAUUGGGUAAGUUUCUCAUCUAAAAUACACUGUGUGUUCUGAGAGGUCAUGGUCCACACAAUCUCUUCUUUGUUAGGGAAUGGACAGUUGGAAAUACUCAUUCCGGGAAGCCAAGAUUCCCCAGGGAGAUGUGAUACCAUAUCGGCCUUCCCAAACACCUCCUGCUACUCAUCAUGUCCAGAAUGUUGAGACAUCAGUGGCCUCUUGGAUUCAGUGAUCGUCUUGUUUUCUUAAAGACUCAGGAAGAAUUUUAGAAGUCAAAACAGUUUGAAGGUUAUAUCCAGCAAAGUUUGCAUGUUCUACAAGUACUAACAGAACUGCUUAGCACUUGCAAGUUUGAAGGGUCUAAACUAAUUGAUGAGCUUCCUAGGUGGUGCUAGUGGUCAAGAACCCACCUGCCAAUGCAGGAGACAUAAGAGACUCGGGUUCAAUCCCUGGGUCAGAAAGAUUCGCUAGAGGAGGGCAUGACAACCCGCUCGAGUAUUCUUGCGUGGAGAAUCCCGUAGACAGAGGCACCUAGCGGGGUACCGUUUAUAGGGUCUCAAAGAGUCAGACACGACUGAAGCGACUUUGCACACACACAACUAAUUGAUGCAUUAACUCAUUGAUCCUGAAAGGCGGGAAGUAUUUUUUCUCAUAAAUAAGAAAACAAAUGCAGAGGACUAAAAAGGAUGAAUCAAAUCAAGGAAUGGUAGAGCAAAACAGGCCUUUGGAAAAUAGAUCUUGCUGGGUUGCUGUCUUACACAGGAAGAUAUAAAGGCCUCCAAUGUUUACUGAUGUAUUUUUUCGUGGCUCCUGGUUUCAUAGCUAUUUAGUGGCUGAACCAAGAAUCUAAGAGCAGAUCUGGCAGAUGUCCUGAUCCUCUCUUUGGACUGGGAUUUAUAUUCGAAAAGACCUUCUGCACAUAGAUAGAAAGCACUGGUGGCUCAGACAGUAAAGACUCUACCCGCAAUUCGGGAGACCCGGGUUUGAUUCCUGGGUCAGGAAGAUCCCCUGGAAAAAGGAAUGGCAACCCAGUCCAGUAUUAUUGCCUAGAGAAUCCCAUGGAAGAGGAGCCUGGUGGGCUACUGUCCAUGAGGUCACAAAGAGUCGGGUACAACUGAGUGACCAACACUUCCAGCACAUAGAUGAGACACUCAAAUACAGUUUAUUUUCAGUCAUCUAGAUUGUAUAGAAAACUAUUAAAAUUUUUAUUCAUAUGCCCUAUUGGAUUUACGAUUUCUUUCUCUAUUUUUGUAAAGCUCUAUGGAAUUAAGACUCCACAUUUUUUCCAGUUUUAUUGAGAUGUAGUGGACGUAUAUCAUUGUACUAGUUUAAGGUGUACUGUAUAAUCAUUUGAUAUGUGUAUAUUGACCUACUGUUUCCACUCCUAGAAAUUUAUCCUAUGGAAAUGCUCACACAAAUACACAAAGAUAUCCAUUAAAAAGUUGCUCACAGUAGCAUUGUUUGUUACAACGCAAUGGAAAUCCUUUGGGAAUUGCUUAAUUAUAAUGACUUCAUGUAAGUGAAUGUUCUGUGGAUGUUCAAAGUUUCACAUUUAUGAUUAGGAAAGAUGUUCACAAUGCCUUAAGAAUGAAAGGAGCAGGUUGCAGUACAGUAAGUAGAGCAUCAUCACACUUUUACAAAAAUGAUUGGUGUUGGUAUAUGUAACAUUUCCCCAACCCUAAUUAGGGAGAGAAAUUCUUACCUUGCGGGUAUUGUUGUAAGGUUGAAAUGGAUGGUCUGCAUACAUCACCUGACACAUUGACUGACAGGGAGUGAGCACUUAGUAAAGAUUAGUUCUGCCACUGCUGCUCAGACAAUCGGUUUUUUUUUGGUUGUUGUUGUUCUUCUUAGAAGAACAUACAUCUAAUUGUCAAUAAGAAUCAUCUCUGAGAAGUAUGAUCACAGUUGGCCAUCGGGGGGAGGCAUUUCUGUAAUGUUUGUAUUGCUUGCUUUCCUUUUUACUAUGAGCAUAUGUCA
Cervus elaphus (red deer) is the source of this 3781-nucleotide messenger RNA. It is a transcript of the gene PLEKHS1, whose product is annotated as pleckstrin homology domain containing S1. The record is from RefSeq and is a predicted model, not a curated record. Bases 150 to 1559 code for a protein of 469 amino acids. The transcript is spliced from 13 exons. NCBI's taxonomy places the organism in Eukaryota, Metazoa, Chordata, Mammalia, Artiodactyla, Cervidae.